Molecule: messenger RNA, 3015 nt
Organism: Manihot esculenta (cassava)
Lineage: Eukaryota; Viridiplantae; Streptophyta; Magnoliopsida; Malpighiales; Euphorbiaceae
Product: BTB/POZ domain-containing protein NPY1
Exons: 4
Coding region: 946-2784 (612 amino acids)
Molecular function (GO): protein binding
Source: RefSeq, a predicted model, not a curated record
AUCUCCUCUCCUACUUCAUAUAAAACCCCAUACGCCACAAGCACAUUUGCUUUUCCCUCUCAUUUUCUCCAUUGAAUUCUCUCUUCUUUUAUUCUCCUGGAAAGUUCAGCCCUAAGGCCUAAGGGAGACAACUGUGUCAGAGGCGAACCCGAUAACCAUUCAUCUCUCUACAGUACAGACUACCUAAACAGAGGUAGGAAGAGGAAACGAGAGAGAUUGUGGCAUUGAGAUUUGUGACGAGAGAGAGAAGAUCUCGAGCAGAUCAGGGUGAUUUAAAGCAGAGGCGGCGAGAAUUUAUUGAUGUGAUAUGAGAGCUUUGUAGAACGAGCGUUUGACUCUCCCUCUUCCCCUUCCCCUUCCCCUUCCCCUUCCUUUCUUCCCGUCUCUCUCUGACGCCAUAUUUUCAUACUCUGACGCCAUUUUCUUACCAGGCUGAUUUUGUUCUUUUCCUAGUGUAAUUAUUAUUUCUCUGUAAUUUUUCAACAUCUACUUGAGUUUCGUGUGCUUGAGUUUUUACGCUUUCGACUGUACACCAAACACUCGCUCUCUUUCUGGUGAGGACACCCAUUGUUUUAUCUGGAUAUUCAGAUACGAACGUAUUAUUUAAGGGCAUAAAUCGAUGCGGGCGGCGCGAAAUUCGAGGUGUUUAUGUGAAGGCAGAAGUUGUCUCAGUCCAAUGUAUGUUAUGGUCUGCUGCUAGUGUGUUUCAUUACAGAGCGACAUAUAGAAAUCUUUCCUUAGAACCCGCCAUUUCUGGACUGGGUUUCGAGAUUGUUCCUGGCUUUGGAGAAAAGUCUAAAAAUUUGUCAUUUUAAAAACAGAGAGAAAUUGGUGCUCAGGUGGGUAUGAGCAGUUUCAGACAAUACAGUGGCUUGUUUUGCGUACUUAUGUGAAGGUUCUCUCGUGGUUUUUGGCUGUUAGGAGGGGUAAUUUGGGAAUAGAAAAAUGAAGUUUAUGAAGUUGGGUUCGAAGCCUGAUGCGUUUCAAGCUGAAGGCAAAUCCGUCAGGUAUGUGUCAUCUGAGCUGGCUACAGAUGUCACCAUAAAUGUUGCUCAAGUUAAGUUUUACCUCCACAAGUUUCCCCUCUUGUCAAAAAGUAAUCGCUUGCAGAAGCUGGUGUUGAAAGCCACUCAGGAGAAUUCUGACGAAAUUGAUUUGCUUGAUUUUCCUGGUGGGCCAUGGGCCUUUGAAAUUUGUGCUAAAUUUUGCUAUGGAAUGACUGUUACUCUCAAUGCUUACAAUGUAGCAGCUGCUCGUUGUGCAGCUGAGUACCUUGAGAUGGCUGAGGAUAUUGAUCGAGGGAACCUUAUUUUCAAAAUUGAGGUAUUUCUGAACUCCAGUAUCUUCCGAAGCUGGAAGGAUUCCAUUGUUGUUCUUCAAACCACUGAAUCUCUUCUGCCUUGGUCUGAAGAUCUGAAGAUUGUUGGAAGGUGCAUAGAUUCUAUUGCAUCUAAAACCUCUGCGGAUCCAGCAAACAUUACUUGGUCAUACACAUACAAUAGGAAGUUAUCAGUACCUGAUAAAAUAGUUGAAGAUGGUGCAAAGUUACGAGAUAAAAUUGAAUCCAUCCCUAGGGAUUGGUGGGUGGAAGAUAUUUGUGCUCUGGAAAUGGAUGUCUACAAGCAAGUCAUUCUCGCUAUUAAAUCAAAGGGAAGAGUGGACAGUACUAUUAUCGGGGAGGCAUUGAAACAUUAUGCGGUCAGAUGGUUGCCAGAUUCAUUAGAUGAGUUAGUUUCUGAUGGUUGUACUAGGAGCUAUAAAUAUCUGGUGGAAACACUGGUUUGUUUAUUGCCUUUAGACAAGGGUGUUGGUUGUCCAUGUAGUUUCUUGCUGAAAUUGUUGAAAAUUGCUCUAUUUGUUGGAGUGGAUGAUUCAUCUAGGGAAGAUUUGGUGAAUAGAAUCAGUUUAAAGUUGUAUGAGGCUUCUGUUAAGGAUUUGCUGAUCCCAGCACAGUCCCCUCAAACCACAUUAUAUGAUGUGGAAUUAGUACAAUGUCUUGUGAAUCGGUAUGUAAGUUAUAGUCGGGAUUUGAGUGUUGAGAAGAAUGAUGAGACCAAUGAUUUUGUUUUGCUGCAUAGGCAUAGAUACAUGUUGAGUGUCGGGAAAACAAUUGACGAAUAUCUCUCAGAAAUUGCACACGACCCAAAUCUCACCCUUGCCAGUUUUGUUGACUUGUCGCAAUCUAUUCCUGAAUCUGCAAGACCAACUCAUGAUGGACUGUACAAAGCCGUUGACACCUAUCUCAAGAAGCACCCCAGUUUGACUAAGGCUGAAAGAAAGAAGAUAUGUGCUCUGAUGGAUGUGAAGAAAAUGACAACAAAUGCAUCCAUGCAUGCUGCACAGAAUGAUUUGCUCCCUCUUCGUGUUGUGGUCCAAGUUUUAUUUUUUGAGCAGGUUAGAGCCUGUUCUGGUGUUCAAGCUCUUAACAGCAAUGCCUGUAAUGCUUCAAACUCAAUGACAAACUCAGAUGAAGAAUGGGAGAAGACAGCAUCAGAUGAUAACAAUGUCAAGAAACAGAUGAGUCAACUGAAAGUGAAGGAGGAAGAAUUCCAGAAAAAUGGAAAAUUGAUGAAGAAAAACAGCAAGAACAACAAAAGUGGCAUUCAGUUGCUGCCUUCACGGUCAAGGAGAAUAUUUGACAGGCUAUGGGUAAUGGGGAAAGGGCAUGGAGAGAACAGAAGCUCAGAUACAUCUGGGAGCUCACAGAGCCCAACUUCAAUGGUUCCAGGGGACGCCAAAUCCUCUGGUUCAUCUUCAAGACAGAGGAGACAUUCCAUCUCCUAAAGGAGGAAUUCAAACUUCAUCAGAAGUAAACAAGCGAAUGAAACUAAGUUCAGUUUGAGUGUAAAAAGUGGGUAGGAUUUUGUUUUAGUUUCAUCGGGAUCGACUUUUCCUCUUGUCCUAUUCCAGAAAAUGUAAUAAUUUUUUCCCCUUUCUUUGGUUUUUUCUUGGGCUGGUUUUUACUGUCUGUGUACGUCUAUAUAUGAAUCACUAGAUUAUGCAAGAAGUAUUGAG